Messenger RNA from Trichogramma pretiosum, 2016 nucleotides. RefSeq lists its product as uncharacterized. The record is from RefSeq and is a predicted model, not a curated record. The coding region runs from base 1 to 1857 and encodes 618 amino acids. The transcript has 5 exons. NCBI's taxonomy places the organism in Eukaryota, Metazoa, Arthropoda, Insecta, Hymenoptera, Trichogrammatidae.
AUGUCCCGCAAGCUGUUGCUGCGGCUGCCGAUCGCCGAGAGACCACGAUUACUCUUUCCUCGUGGGAAUAAGUGUUUUUGCGUUUACUUAUUUAUUACGUUCGACCUACGGUCAAUAUUUGUAAAAAUAUCGGAGACAAUCGAUCUAUUUAAUUAUGUCGCACCAAGUCUAGGCUACUACGGCAUUUUUCAGCUAAGCUUGACGCUCGCAGCCUACUGCUGCCUCGCGGCCUUAUCGUGGCUCUGCGAAACGAGUGCGCUGGCCGACGAGCAGCAGCCCUUCGUCGUACUGGCCAAUGGAAGCGCGACAACGAGCGAGAAAAAUGCAACAACGCAGCCACACGACGACGACAACGGCGACGACGAGCACGCGAGAUCGGGCAAAAAACUGGCUCUCUACGUGAGGAACGGCGAGCGGAUCAAUCUCGGCGGCGGCGGUGUGGCCGAGCAGCUCAAGGCAGCGACGAACUCGAGCCAGUCGACGGCUCAUAAUCCCGUGACUCUGGCGUCGCCGCUGGCCCUGACGAGGCCGACCCCGAGAUUGUCCCCGUCGACGACGUCGACGACGCGCAGCGUAGCAGCCUCGACGCCGGCCCACAAGGAUCUGCUGGCCCUGAGCACCAACAGGCCCGCCAAUCACCAGCCGCCGCGGCCGCACAAGCCGGCCCAGCGCUACACGAUCUACCGGCACGAGGGCACCGUCGAUCCCAACACCGAGAGGCAGUCCUACUCGAUCCAGGACGACUACGAGCACCAGCUGGCCCCGGACUACUUCCCGCCGAGCGCCUACGAGUACGACGAGACCUCGUACAACUCCAUACCCGAGUACCCGGGCGUGAACGGGCCCGCGCCGCCGGGGCCGCCGCCCUACGAGCCCGGCAUGCUCCAGUACAACGAUCCGUAUCGCGCCGGCGAGCUCUACACCCAGGAGCCGCCACAGAUGGGAGGGCCCAGCUUCGUGCCGUCCGGCUCCCCGGGCCCGAUGCCACCGCCGCCACCCUCGCCCACCCAGUCCUACGGCAACUUUCCCUCGACCAUGGUCACAGUCAGAUCGAAGCUGCGGCAAAUCCGCCAGGGGGGCUGCGAUCCGGGAGGCGGCUUCUGGGCCAUCAUCCUGGCGCUGGGCGCCAACAUCUGGGCGCUGGUCCAGCUGAUCGCCACCAGCAGCCUGCCCUUCGUCAUACCGAUCCUGGCCGUCAAGGUGAUCCUCGUCGCGCUCACCCUCCUCAAGUUCAUCAAGAUCAUGAAGUUCCUCGUGAAGAUCUUCAUCAUCCUGCCGUUCUUCAUUCGCGUCGUCUACCCGGCCAUCACGAGCACCUUCAAUCUGCAGAACUUCCUCUACCAGAAGAUCCAGGACGCGAUGCCGUCGUUUGGCGAGGACAACAGCCAUCAUCCGCAUCUGCAUCAGCACCCGCUGCUGCAGCAUCACGCGGCCAACAACAACGACAACGACAUCGAGCUCGAGGACAGCAGCAGUCGCCGCCACGAUCUCAACGCCAGCGCCUUUAUGCGCGACGCCGAGACCAUGUGGGACCUGAGCAGGUGCCCGAGCCGAGUGGCCUGCGAGAUGGGCUCGUUCCUCUCCAAUUCGACGGGCGGCAAUUUUCCCAAAAAUCUCGCCGGUUACUUGCAGAGGAAGGCCAUGAAGGCCGAGGCCAAGACUUCCAACGAGAGCCAAAACGACGACGACGACGACGACGACGAGGACGAGGGGGAGGACAUAGGCUACGACGACGACGAGGGCGUAGAAAAGCAGGUCGAAAAGGAAAAGGUCUUUCGGGCCUUCGUGAUUGCGCUUGGCAAGAGUUGGACGCAGCAGCAGUGCGCCUUGGCUUACGAAUGCCUCGUUUUGUCCUGACUUUUUUAAAGACUUUUAGCUUCCAUUCUUCUUACCUAUAUUUUAUUUUUAUAAAAGUUGAGAUUCGUUCCACCACUCCAGAGUAAUCAUUGUCUAUUUUGUAUUAAUAAGUGCUAGUCAUAUUUGAAAAAAAUUAUUGACCAAUUAAGUUUUUUUUUC